Messenger RNA from Thelazia callipaeda (thelaziosis nematode), 159 nucleotides. The record is from the annotation of a GenBank genome assembly. Lineage: Eukaryota; Metazoa; Nematoda; Chromadorea; Rhabditida; Thelaziidae.
AUGCGGCUUACCUUUCAAAGUUCGCUACUUAUUUCUUGGCGAUUACGUGGAUCGUGGCAGACAUCCACUGGAAGUAAUAGUUCUACUCUUGGCGUGCAAAAUACAGUUCCCGAAAUUUGUCUUUCUCUUGCGUGGCAAUCACGAAUUGUUUCAUAUUAA